Messenger RNA from Ficedula albicollis (Collared flycatcher), 1035 nucleotides. RefSeq names its product growth differentiation factor 6 (gene GDF6). Gene Ontology annotation, cellular component: extracellular region. Gene Ontology annotation, molecular function: growth factor activity; cytokine activity. Lineage: Eukaryota; Metazoa; Chordata; Aves; Passeriformes; Muscicapidae. The transcript has 3 exons. The record is from RefSeq and is a predicted model, not a curated record. Gene Ontology annotation, biological process: SMAD protein signal transduction; BMP signaling pathway. The coding region runs from base 41 to 931 and encodes 296 amino acids.
GCCGCCCUCCUCCUCCUCCCCACCGCCGCCGCCUCUCGCUAUGAAUGCACGCCGGGCCCUGCUCUCCGCCGCCUUGCUCGCCAGCCUCCUCUGGGAUUUACCUUGCUGCCUCCCGGCUUCUCUCCCUGCCUCCUCGGAGCUCGCCGCCUCCUCCAGAGGUGGUCGCAGCCGCAGAGUGCCGCGGUCCCCACGGGAGAACCGCCCGCGGCAAGGGGGACACGCCAUGGACCGGGCGCUCCCACGGGCGGAACCCCACGAGUACAUGCUGUCUCUGUUCAGGACUUACUCUAUCGCGGAGAAACUGGGCAUCAACGCCAGCUUUUUUCAGUCGUCCAAAUCCGCCAACACCAUCACUAGUUUUGUAGACAGGGGACGAGACGAUCUCUCGCCCGCUCCCUUGAGGCGGCAGCAGUAUGUGUUUGAUGUGUCGACCCUCUCGGAGACGGAGGAGCUGGUGGGGGCCGAGCUGCGGCUGUUCCGCCGGGCCCCCCGCGGCCGCCCGCCGCCCGCCGCGCCGCCGCACGGGCCGCCCGCCGCCCGCCGCCCGCCGGCCCGGCGCCAGCGCCGCACCGCCUUCGCCAGCCGGCACGGCAAGCGGCACGGCAAGAAGGCCCGGCUGCGCUGCAGCAAGAAGCCGCUGCACGUCAACUUCAAGGAGCUGGGCUGGGACGACUGGAUCAUCGCCCCGCUGGAAUACGAGGCCCACCACUGCGAGGGGGUCUGCGACUUCCCGCUGCGCUCGCACCUGGAGCCCACGAACCACGCCAUCAUCCAGACCCUCAUGAACUCCAUGGACCCCGGCUCCACGCCGCCCAGCUGCUGCGUGCCCACCAAACUGACCCCCAUCAGCAUCCUCUACAUCGACGCGGGCAACAACGUGGUGUACAAGCAGUACGAGGACAUGGUGGUGGAGUCGUGCGGCUGCAGGUAGCGGGCGGGACGGCCCUCGGCGGAGCCGGGUCUGCGUCUGGCGGAGGUGCGGCGGCAGCGGCGAGCGGGGCCCAGCCCCGCGGCUGGGGCGGGGGCACCGGCGGG